AUGCGUUUGAGAACCCGUAUUUGGGCGAGAAAAGACCCUGAAGACUCUAUUCUUCCUUUCCAGCAUGUCAUUGUUGACAGAUUGAUCCACGACUUACACACGCAGAAUGGACACAUUGGAGGGCAAGGUCUUCUGAACCUUCUAAGAGAAAGAUUCUGGAUCGUUAGAGAGAGGCAAGCUGUGAGAAGAAUUGUGUCUGCAUGUGUGAUAUGCAGGCGUUAUAGGACCAAGGCAUUGGAAGUCGAGUCUCCACCGCUCCCGGAGAAUCCGGUAAGGGACGCUCGUGUGUUCGAAAUCAGUGGCACGGAUUUUGCUGGUCCACUCUACCUUAAAAAUGGAGACAAGGUUUGGGUAUGCAUAUUCACCUGUGCUGUUUAUCGUGCCAUACAUUUGGAAUUGGUUACUGCCAUGUCAACGGAAGCCUUCAUCAUGGCGUUUCGACGUUUCAUCGCGCGUUGGGGCAGACCUUCCUUUAUGUACAGUGACAAUGGUACAAACUAUAAGGGGUUCAAAAAUGCUCUCGAUGGAAUUGAUUGGCAGAGAGUAGCGUCCCGCGGUUUGGUGAACCAAAUUGAAUGGCGCUUCAACCCACCCACAGCAACAUGGUGGGGCGGGUUCUGGGAACGCUUAAUAGGAAUUUUGAAAGUUCCUCUUCACAAAAUUCUGGGACGGGCUUCACUCACUUUUGAAGAGUUGAACACCGUGAUCAGUGAGUGUACUGCUUAUAUCAAAUCUCGCCCCAUCACCUAUACAUCGAAUGAUCCGGUGCCUAUUACUCCUCAAAUGUUCAUUGGAGAUAUUCAAGAAAUGGGUGUCCCUGACUUAGACGAAGUUGAUGCGAAGAGUCUACACAAAAGAGUUAGACGUCGCCAAGAGAUCAGAGACAACCUAAAGCAGCGUUUCCGGUCUGAAUACUUGGGCCAGAUGUUCAUGACUGCCAGCAAUUUGAAGAAUCCGUGA
Messenger RNA from Diorhabda carinulata, 960 nucleotides. RefSeq lists its product as uncharacterized. Gene Ontology annotation, molecular function: nucleic acid binding. The transcript has a single exon. Bases 1 to 960 code for a protein of 319 amino acids. NCBI's taxonomy places the organism in Eukaryota, Metazoa, Arthropoda, Insecta, Coleoptera, Chrysomelidae. The record is from RefSeq and is a predicted model, not a curated record. Gene Ontology annotation, biological process: DNA integration.